AUGGCUUCUUCAACUUACUCCACUUUAGCAUUUACCCUUUUAUUGAUCAUCCAUCUCACGCCGGAAAGCACCGCAUCACGCCGUCUGAAUGAAAAUAGUCCGGAGGUCCAUGGAGUCACCACCACCACUACUAGCACUAAUCCUCCGGUACCGUCAAUUUAUCCUAUGCUACCGUUUGCCCCUGCACCAUUAAUCCAAGCGUAUUUCGUCCCACCGUCGCACAGCUGUCCUGGUUUCUUCUUUCGUCAUAUCUGGUGCUCCAAGCCAACGCCUCCGUGA
This is a messenger RNA of Arabis nemorensis, 279 nucleotides long. Lineage: Eukaryota; Viridiplantae; Streptophyta; Magnoliopsida; Brassicales; Brassicaceae. The record is from the annotation of a GenBank genome assembly.